Molecule: messenger RNA, 1608 nt
Organism: Aureobasidium vineae
Lineage: Eukaryota; Fungi; Ascomycota; Dothideomycetes; Dothideales; Saccotheciaceae
Source: the annotation of a GenBank genome assembly
AUGGCGCCUAUACUCUAUGCCUUCCUCUGGCUCUCGAUCACCUGGAUAGUAUACAAAGGCAUCAGUCUACUCCAUAUUCGCCGACAACAUGCUAUCAAGUCUCGCAAGUUGGACUGCGAGCCAGCACCACUAUGGCCCGCCACGCAUCUAGGCAUCUCCACGAUCAAACAAAUGAUGGCGGCUCAAAAGGCAGGUCGUUUUCCCGCGUAUCUCCGUGAGCGGGAAGAAGUCUUGUCCGAGUCGCAAAAUAGAUCCGUGCAUACCACGCGCCUAUCCAUUCUAGGGAACGAGGCUCAUUUCACAUCGGACCCCAAGAACAUUCAAGCUUUGCUAGCAACUCAAUUUAAAGACUUCGGACUAGGGUCCGCAAGAAUCGGCAACUUUGGUCCUCUGAUGGGUGAUGGUAUCGUAGNNUUUGCAUCAGAUGGCAAGCGAUGGGAGCACUCUCGGGCACUGCUUCGUCCCCAGUUCGCUCGCGAUAAUAUCAGCGACUUGGAACUCGAGGAGGUGCAUGUACAGAACAUGAUGCAGGCUCUGCCUGUAAACGCCGAUGGUUGGGUCGAAGAGACCAAUGUGCAGCUCUUGUUCUUCCGUCUUACUCUCGAUAGCUCGACUGAGUUUCUGUUCGGCGAGAGCAUCGACACUCAGCUUGCAGCUCUCAGAGGCGGAGAAGCUGGCGCAGCUGCAGCUUGGAGAGACGAGAGAGUGUUCGGCACUGCUAUCGACAGCUCUCAAGGCUACCUUUUCAAAGGCGCACGAUUCGGUAACUUCUACUGGAUGGCUCACGACAAGCACUUCAAGAAGCUCUGCAAAGAUGUUCACAACUUCGCCGACUACUACGUGGAAAAAGCAAUCAAGGCGCAAACUUCUGAGAAGAGGAGACCGUCACUUACAAGGAAGUUUGUGUUCCUCGAAGAGCUCGCUGCUCAGACACAGGAUCCCGUCGAGCUGCGCACUCAAUUGCUCAACAUUUUGAUUGCCGGUCGCGACACUACUGCCUGUCUACUCAGCUGGAUGCUGUUGCUGUUGGCCAAGAACCCAGAUGUCUUUGAGAAGCUCCGCGAAACUGUCAUUCGUGAUUUUGGCAAUUACGAAAAUCCUAGAGACAUCACCUUCGUGUCUUUGAAGGACUGCCAGUAUCUUCAACAUUGCUUGAACGAGGCUCUUCGCGUUUACCCAGUGGUACCUAUGGACGGUCGCCGUGCUUUGACCGACACCACAAUUCCUCGUGGUGGUGGUGCGGAUGGUCUUUCGCCGAUCUUCAUUCCCAAGGGUACUGAUGUCAGUUACUCGGUCUACGUUAUGCACAGACGCAAGGAUAUCUGGGGCGAGGACGCAGAUGAGUUUAAGCCAUCAAGGUGGACCUCAAAACGACCUGGCUGGGAUUAUCUGCCUUUCAACGGAGGUCCUAGAAUCUGUAUUGGCCAGCAGUUUGCAUUGACUGAGGCCAGCUAUGUCAUGGUCAGACUGCUGCAGCGAUUUGACAAGAUCGAGCCUACUGGACCCACUCUCGAUACCGAACCCAAGAUGCGCCUGACACUUACCUGCUGUCCCGCAGAUGGUGUUUGGGUCAAGAUGAGACAAGCGAAGGAUGUUGCUUCACACUAG